Archocentrus centrarchus (flier cichlid) is the source of this 2130-nucleotide messenger RNA. It is a transcript of the gene chrm3b, whose product is annotated as cholinergic receptor, muscarinic 3b. The transcript has 7 exons. Gene Ontology annotation, molecular function: G protein-coupled acetylcholine receptor activity; G protein-coupled serotonin receptor activity. Gene Ontology annotation, cellular component: synapse; dendrite; plasma membrane. Gene Ontology annotation, biological process: adenylate cyclase-inhibiting G protein-coupled acetylcholine receptor signaling pathway; regulation of smooth muscle contraction; G protein-coupled receptor signaling pathway, coupled to cyclic nucleotide second messenger. Bases 40 to 1773 code for a protein of 577 amino acids. Lineage: Eukaryota; Metazoa; Chordata; Actinopteri; Cichliformes; Cichlidae. The record is from RefSeq and is a predicted model, not a curated record.
CACGCUGGGACAAGAGUGGAUUGAUAUCUAUUGGUCACAAUGAACCUGACCUCCAUCUCUGAUCCUGUCCAAUUCCUUAUCAAGAGAUUUCCUGGUAUGAGAGACAAGCCAGAUACCAUCAUCACAGCUGACUCUGCUGUCUUAGGUGGCUCCUACCAGGGUAUGGGAAAUGUCAGUGAUUCAACAGUUAACAGAACAUUAAUGCUGCCUGCAGAUGAUUUUGAUCCAUUAGGGGGACAUACUAUCUGGCAGGUCAUCAUAAUUGUCCUCCUCACUGGAUCACUUUCUCUUGUAACUGUUGUUGGCAACAUCCUAGUGUUGGUGUCAUUCAAGGUAAAUAAGGCACUGAAGACAGUGAACAACUAUUACCUGCUGAGCCUAGCAUUUGCUGACCUGACCAUUGGAACACUGUCAAUGAAUCUGUAUACCACUUACAUCAUCAUGGACCAAUGGGCCCUGGGGCCAGUGGUUUGUGACCUGUGGCUUGCAAUAGACUAUGUGGCCAGUAAUGCUUCUGUCAUGAAUCUGCUAGUCAUCAGCUUUGACAGGUAUUUCUCUGUGACCAGACCUUUGACCUACCGGGCCAAACGAACAACCAAACGGGCCAUGACCAUGAUUGGAUUGGCCUGGUCCAUCUCUUUUAUUCUGUGGGCUCCAGCUAUACUGUUCUGGCAGUACAUUGUGGGUGAGCGGACAGUCCAGCCAAAUGAGUGCUACAUCCAGUUCUUGUCUGAGCCUAUCAUUACAUUUUGCACUGCUAUUGCUGCCUUCUACCUGCCAGUGAGUAUUAUGGCAAUCCUGUUUUGGAAGAUCUAUCAGGAAACAGAGAAGCGAGCUAAAGAUGUACAAGGUCUCAAGGGAUCUGGGUCAGGCAACAGCGCAAACCAGGCUCAACAUCAAGAGGGUAGCAGUGGAAGAGCUGGGAGAGAAGGUGCACCUAACUGCCAGAAGAAUUCAGCAGCCAUGUUGCACCAGACCUCCCAGAGUUGCAAUAGCUAUGGACUAAAUUACAUGCCUUCAGAGAAAACGAAUGCAAGCCUACCAGGACAAAUUAGAAGCAGAGGGAAAUGCAGAAUGUUCUGCUUCCAGUUUUCAUCUCUUCUGCCAGUUUGCCAUGCACCCAAUAGGUUCAGCACCACCACAACAACUUUAGGUGAAGCAGAGCAGAGCAGCUGUGACAGUUUUAACAACAAUGAGGCUGGGGAAUCUGGAGACCAGUCAGGUUCAGAGGCAGAAGCUGAUGCAAGGUCUCCAAAAGAUGGUAAGAAGUCUAGAAAAGUGAAGAAAAACAAGGAUAAGCAUCCACUCUCAAUCAACAUAAGUCCAAGAGGACCAAACACAGCAACCUCCUCUUCUGCUGACAUAUCACCUGCAGCUAUCACCAUGAAAGAUGCCACGGUGGCCAAACGCUUUGCCUCUAAGGCCAAGACAGAGAUCAACAAGCGCAAAAAUGAAAGAAAGGCAAAUGAGAAGAAAGCUGCACGAACACUUAGUGCCAUUCUGUUUGCCUUCAUUACAACAUGGUUACCAUACAACAUCAUGGUGUUAGUCAAUACUUUUUGUCAGGACUGUAUCCCUGAAACUCUCUGGGCUCUGGGCUACUGGUUGUGUUAUGUUAACAGCACAGUCAACCCCAUGUGCUAUGCCUUAUGUAACAAGACCUUCAGGACAACUUUCAGGGAUAUUUUAAUGUGCCAGUUGAACCAGAGAAAGAACAAGCCUAAUUUUUAUCAGAGACAGACUGUGGUAUUCCGUAAGAAAAACCCCAUGUAGAGUGCAGUGACCACUUGGUUGUUCUUUGUUUAAAACUGUACUUCCUAAUCCACAACCAGAGGUAGAUGUAUAAUACAUGUCUUAACUUUUAAUGGAAAAGAUAAUGAACUGAAGUUUGGCUACACAAACGUAUUCUUGCCUGACUUAUUUUUACCAAGCUGGUAGAGGAACCCAGAUAUGUGGUACAAAAUACUGUAUCUUUAUAGUUUCUGGCAAAAUUUGGAAUGGACAUUUAUAUUCCCCAGAUUUCCAAAUUUUACACAAUUGUUCACUAUCACAAGAGCUACAUGCUGACCAAGAUCAAUAAAUCUGUCAUGCAUUUUGAUAAAAUGAUCCCCCUUUUUUGACUUUGAAAUU